This is a messenger RNA of Helianthus annuus (common sunflower), 3227 nucleotides long. Its product is annotated as putative late blight resistance protein homolog R1B-17. Bases 1880 to 2854 code for a protein of 324 amino acids. Lineage: Eukaryota; Viridiplantae; Streptophyta; Magnoliopsida; Asterales; Asteraceae. Gene Ontology annotation, molecular function: ADP binding; alpha-tubulin binding. Gene Ontology annotation, biological process: protein folding; defense response to other organism. The record is from RefSeq and is a predicted model, not a curated record. The transcript has 3 exons.
UCUAACUACCACUUAAUCAUUCGUUGACGUUGAAACUUGCCCUAUCGAAUUUGGGGAUUUAACAAAACCCUAAAUCGAUCCACUCAUUUCUAAAUUUCAAUUGAUCUUCUUACAUACGCACACACACACACUUUAUUCAACGUUUUCCUAUACGGAUUCGACCGCCAAUUCGCUGUUUUGAUACACCAAACAUGAUUGACACUGAUGUGGACUGUCUAUUGGAGACCUUGAAGCACCUCAUUGACUGCAAUUAUCCUUCAUAUAUUUUCAAAAGUCCAUGGAUUCUUAAAGAGAGGGAUCGGUUCAAGUUGCUGUACAAGGAGCUUACCUCUUUAAGAACGUUUCUUUCGUAUUCCGAGGAGACUCGUUACACAGUCCCGAAAGUGAAAGUUUUGGUUAUAAGGAUCAUAGAUGUAGCAAGCAAGGUAGAAGAUAUGGUUGAUUCAUUUGUUUCUACUUUUGCAGUUAAGAAUCCAAAAGAUUUUAACCAAGAUCCGUGUUUGGAUCUUGACGACGUAAUGCAAGAGAUCCAAGUCAUCAAAGGAGAGAUGAAAUUUGCAAAUCAUGAGGCGCUGAAUGUCUUGAAAGAUGAAGGAAGUUCAUCAAGAGUGAAUAUUGCAGUACCUAAAGAAGAUAAGGUUGUUGGGUUUGAUGUUGAAACAAGAGAAAUACUGGAUACACUUGUUGGGGAUCAAAAGAAACUAGACGUUAUCUCCAUUGUUGGGAUGGGCGGCCUUGGGAAGACCACUCUGGCAAAGAGAGCUUAUUAUGAUAGUUAUGUAACAUACCACUUUUAUAUUCGCGGUUGGGUUACGGUUUCUCAAACAUAUCAAAAGCUGGAUUUGUUGUUGAGUCUUUGUAAUUCUCUUUCAAUCAAGCCUGGAGCUGGAGAAGAGAACAUCGGAAAGUUGUGUGAAUUGAUUUACAAACGGUUAAAAGGUAAACGUUAUCUUAUUGUUAUUGAUGAUAUAUGGAGUGCAGAGGCCUGGAAUGAAAUACGGAUCUGUUUCCCUGAUGACAAUCUCGGAAGCAGAAUUUUAGUAACUAGUCGGCUUAUGAACGUUGCCUCAAACAUCAAACCAGACAGCCCGAUUCACAGGCUUCGUUUUUUAACAGUGGAGGAAAGCUGGGAUCUAUUGCAACAGAAAGUUUUUGCAGAGAAUGGUACUUGCCCUGUAAAUCUACAGGAAACUGGGAAGCAAAUUGCUGAAAGAUGCAGAGGACUGCCACUCGCGAUUCUUGUAAUAUCCGGGCUUCUUGCAAAGUCUGAGAAAUCAGUCGAAUUCUGGUCGCAGGUUUUAGAUAGUAUGGGUUCGUAUAUUGUUAGUGAUUCAGAACAAUGCAUGAACACGUUAUCUUUAAGUUACAAUCACCUGCCACAACACUUGAAAUCAUGCUUUCUUUAUUUUGGAGCAUUUAAGGAAGACUUUGAGAUUGAUGUUAGAAAGCUGAUGUGGCUGUGGGUUGCAGAGGGUUUUGUAAAACCAUGUACAGAUAAUGUAGCAGAGGAGUACUUGAUAGAUCUUAUUGAUAGAAGUCUGGUGAUUGCUGACAAGAAAAGGUCAGAUGGGGGCGUGAAAGUGUGCCGUGUGCAUGAUCUUUUGCAUGAUUGUGUUUAAAAAAAUCCAAAGAAGAGAAAUUUCUUUGCGAAAUCAAAAUCGAGCCAUUUUUAGGGCUGGGUUUUUCUACCAACAAAACGGAUCGCCGUUUAUUCAUCCAUGCUUAUGUGUUGGACUAUGUUUUUUCAAAACCGUUUUCCCCUAGUAUACGUUCUUUUCUGUAUUUGAAAUCGGGUCUCUCCUGUGGCUUCACAAAAGAAAAUGUUUCGUUUAUUUACUCAGCCUUCAAACACAUUCGGGUGUUGGAACUUGUGUCAAUUAUGGCCCCAUUCUUGCCAACUGAAAUAGGGCAGUUAGUUCAGUUGAGAUACUUAUCGUUACGCACUCGAGAACUUGUUAUCCCUGAAUCAAUAUCAACCCUAUGGAAUCUACAAACCCUUGUAAUUUACGAGAUGUCAUACCCGCUUGAUUUUCAGUUUUGUAAAGAUAGUAAUAUGACCAAUUUGAUGAAUAUAUGCAUUUGGCCAUCUGUGAGAUUACAGUACCCUGUGGCAUUACCGAAAGUUCAAACCAUUUCAAAUCUCCAUCUUCCUUUUGGGAGACAGCCCGUGUUGGAUGUGACCCCAAACCUUAAAAGGUUAGCUUGUGUUGUGUUACAACAGCCGUACGGUUCGGUUCUGUUCCCUCCUUUAGACACUUUGGUCCAUCUUGAAAAACUAAAAAUAAAUAUUGAGGUUGAUUAUAGUCAUCGGUUUCUCCCAAAGCAGGCAAGGUUCACUUGUUUGAAUCGGUUACCUCAUACGCUUAAGAAAGUGACAUUUUCCAACUGUUACCUGCCAUGGAAAGAUUUAUCGGAACUUGGGAGAUUACCAAAUCUCGAAAUAUUGAAAUUAUUGCGUGGCCAUUGUCAAGGACCAAGAUGGGAUCCAAAUGAUGGGGAGUUUAAAAAGCUCAAGUUCUUGAAAAUUCAGUCUCCUGAACUUGCAGAAUGGAAUAUGUCGAGUGAUCACUUUCCCGCCCUGGAAAAGUUAGUUAUGGACGGUUGUAGGCGGCUUAAGGAGAUCCCGAUGUGCUUAGGUGAGAUCCCAACCAUGGGAUUGAUUGAGCUGAGGUGGCCUAGACGCUCAGCAGCUGAGUCAGCUAGACAGAUUAUUGAAGAGCAGCAGUGUCUUGGAAAUGAUUGGCUGAAGCUUGUUAUCUUUGAUCGUGAGAAAGAAUUUACACGGCCUUUUGGGGGGAAGCCAUUUCCUGAAUUCUCUGCGCGUUAUAGUAAUACCUCAGAUGAUUCAGAGUAACAGGAUGAUUCAACAUAGGCAAAGGUCUGAAUCAGGUGUUAUUCUAGCAUGUCUGUAUAUUAUCGUUUUUUGCUCCCAAAAGCAUCAACUUUAUGAACCAACUGUUGUCUAAUCUUUGCUUAUUCUUAGACUCUCCGUAGUGGGCUAGCACCCCUUCCACAUCACCGUCAAACCACUACAUGGGGGUGUUAGCCCCUUCUUUGUUACCCACUAAUGGGUGUGAAGGAGAUGUGAGAUGUGGUUCACAAGUUAUCAACCAAUUACUUCAUUUUUAUUUAUUUUAUUUUUCAUUUAUUUAAUUUUUAGUUAAAUACACAUUUGGGGGUUUAGUUAAUUAAAGUCUCGCUACCUACAUGACGUGGCACAAACUUAU